UAUCCUGAUGGAAUCAUCCUCGAGCAGCCUAACCCUAGAUGACUCGAUCCUAAUAUCGCCACCGCCACGCCGCCGGCUCCUUGUUCCAUGGCAUGUUCGUCAGCCACCGCCCGGAAGCAGCACCUGGCGCUAGUUGUGUCUCCUCCGUAUCCAAAUUUGGACAUUCGCCGGCACCGCUGAUCGCCGUUGCCAGCUUCCUCAGCGCAAAUCAUGGAUCAUUAAUCUGGACUAUAUAAAGGUCCGCUGAUCGCCUCUGAUGUUGGACGAAACUCAUCGCUGGAUCAUUUCUCAAGACCAGAAAUGGUUGUAGAAGGAGAUGCGAUUUCAAGUGAAGGAGAGGGGGUCUGCAAACCAUUCUUCUCGGCGGAACUCGAAACCGCCCGCCGAGCGGCAGCCGUGUCGUGCUGAUAUCGACGGGGAUGCAAAGGAUGAUGAGGUCGGUGAUUUAAUUCUGCUUUGUGAAACGGCAAAAACAGAAGGCGACCAUGCAGGUGGGAGUUGUAGCUGGAGCUGGCACAACGUGUGCACCAGCUGCCAAGGUUUUUACAGGUUAUGGGGGUGGAGACCUGCUAUAGAUUACAUAGACUACUAUGUGGAAAGAUCAAAGGAAAAAAACAGAUGCAAACCGAUUUCUUCUCUAGUUGGUAGUUUUCAUAGUACCUGCAGUAUACUUUUUUUUUGCUAAAUGGACAUCGGUUCUUCUGCAUUAUGUGUGAAAUAAAACUCUCUAUGUGUUCUCCUAUUUAUUUGCACAUUAUCUGCAUUUUGUUGCACACACUGCUGCAAAAGUUGGCUUGUCCCAUGAUGCAGUUGCACGGAAACUAGUUAAAAUUGCAUGGGUACCAGAUCUUCCUGUUCUUUUAUCUCUAUUUUUGCUCUUUUCAACUAUGGAGAAGCUAUUUUUUGCAAAGAGAAAUUUGGUGAGAGGAAAGGGAAAGUUGAGGAGGGAGGAUCUGAAUAUGAGGAGACAAGGAUCACCUCUUUUUUCACCCUUGUUGGUGUUGCCUGGUACGUUGUGAUCUGUCCACCCUCUUUCUUCUUUUUUCACAACAAAUUGUUCCAGAUCUGUUGUUAUUUCACCUUGAUUCAUUUUCCAUGGUAGCUCUGGCAAUGGAGAUCCAGACCCGGGAACCCCUUGUUUCGUGGGGAAGGUGAGGCUAGGUAUGGGCAUGGGGAAGAAGUUAGUGGCCAG
This is a messenger RNA of Triticum aestivum (bread wheat), 1192 nucleotides long. RefSeq lists its product as uncharacterized. Bases 317 to 685 code for a protein of 122 amino acids. The transcript is spliced from 5 exons. The record is from RefSeq and is a predicted model, not a curated record. NCBI's taxonomy places the organism in Eukaryota, Viridiplantae, Streptophyta, Magnoliopsida, Poales, Poaceae.